Molecule: messenger RNA, 1666 nt
Organism: Solanum lycopersicum (tomato)
Lineage: Eukaryota; Viridiplantae; Streptophyta; Magnoliopsida; Solanales; Solanaceae
Source: RefSeq, a predicted model, not a curated record
AAAAUAAUUCAAUCUAAACACGUUGGGAGCAUGAAAGUAGCAAAUUUGGGUAUAGUUACGAGGGAUUUGAUUCAUUUUCCAUCCAUUUGGCAUGAAGUUCCAUGAUGGCAAGAAAUUUACGUACUUUAGUUCCAAAGGUUUAACCGGAUCUCAUCUAAAUAUUCAGUGAAAAUCUGUUACUGCGAACAUCUCACAUUUCCCCAAUGAUUAACAGAUUCAGCCCUUCUGGCAUGACAACAUUGCUUAUUCUAGAAAGUGUAGGAUGCUCAAGGAAUUUGCUUAUGGUUAGUGCUAACUGCUAACCCUUGGAUUGCACAACUUUUAUCACAAUGACAACCUUGUACCGCAGUGGGACUUUCAGAAGAACGAACAAUAGAUCCAGACUAGUUAUAACGACAAUUAUGGGAAUGGUUUUAGGAUAUUUUAUUGGCAUUUCAUCUCCUUAUGUUUCUCUAACAAAAAUUAGCAUACCUUCAAAUCUUAUAUCAAAUCUAGCAUUUGGCGAUGACCAUCGUAGACCUUCUAUUGAACGCUUUUUUCCAGAGCAUCUUAUAACUCCACAGAUAUAUGUUCCAACAAAUCCUCGAGGUGCAGAGUCCUUGCCACCACGGAUUGUGGUCCCUGAAUCAAAUUUUUAUCUGAGAAGGUUGUGGGGUGACCCAAGUAAGCGUCAUUUGGAGAUUUGCAUUAACAGAAAGGAGAAGCAUGAUCUACUAAAGAAGCCAAAGUACUUGGUGACAUUUACUGUUGGUUUGAACCAAAAGGACAACAUUGAUGCAGCUGUUCAAAAGUUUUCAGAGGAUUUUCAAAUUUUGCUUUUCCAUUAUGAUGGUCGAACAAGUGAGUGGGAGGAGUUUGAGUGGUCCAAGCAUGCAGUUCAUAUCAGUGUUAGGAAGCAGACCAAAUGGUGGUAUGCAAAGAGAUUUUUACAUCCUGAUGUAGUAGCUGCCUAUGAUUACAUUUUUAUAUGGGAUGAAGAUCUUGGAGUUGAGAACUUCAAUGCAGAGAAGUAUAUUAGACUUGUUAAAAGACAUGGUCUUGAGAUUUCUCAGCCUGGUCUUGAACCCAACAGUGGACUGACAUGGCAAAUGACUAAGAGGAGGGAUGAUAGAGAAGUUCAUAAGAAUACUGAUGAGAAACCAGGCUGGUGCAGUAAUCCACGUUGGCCUCCUUGUGCAGCUUUUGUUGAAAUAAUGGCUCCUGUGUUCUCUCGAGAAGCAUGGCGAUGUGUUUGGCAUAUGAUUCAGAAUGAUUUGGUGCAUGGAUGGGGAUUGGAUUUUGCAUUGAGAAGAUGUGUAGAGCCUGCUCAUGAAAAAAUUGGCGUUGUUGAUUCGCAGUGGGUAGUACAUCAAUUUGUCCCUUCUCUUGGGAGUCAGGGUGAGACUGGGAAUGGCAAAGCUCCUUGGGAAGGGGUAAGAGAGAGGUGUACAAAUGAGUGGGCUAUGUUUCAAGAUCGUUUAGCCAAUGCUGAUGAAUCUUAUUUUGUCCAACAUGGAAAGAGUAGAAUAUAAAACUCUUUCAAUUACUUUCGAAAGUCAUAUUUUUUUUCUUUCUAGUGUGCAACAUAUUUAAGUUUCCAAUGUUAACUAUAACCCUAAUGACAUGAUUAAGGUAUUUCCCUGAUAUAGUAAAAUCCAAGUGAGAAUGGUGGAUUAAUACGUUUAAA